UGAAACCAGCAGUGACAACGGGAAGACUCAACACCAACCCCCCCCUCCCCCCUUCUCCUCCCUCUUCCCCGACCUUCGGUCUAAUGUUGUCGCUAUUAUACUAUGACAGUUACGCCUCCUACCGGGAAGCCCUUGGCUAUUUACAGCGGAGUACCGGUACAAUUCGAUUACAUGAUCAGCCUCGCUCGUCCAAUCGUUCAUAUUCACCAUAGCCCGUACAGUACACGUAUGGUUGCUUUGACUAAGUUUGGCAGACUGUCCGGAUCAAAAUCACUACCUAUGCUGUCUGAAGGGAGGAGAGCAGAAGACGGAGACAGCCAAAUAAUGCCCCGUUCCAGUCUGGCCGUUUCGGAAUAUCCUUGCAGUCUCCGUUCCAUUGCCUUCUGCACUAACGGGACCCAUCGACCCAUCUACUUUCCCAGCCUCCAGGAUUUUCCAAGUCGCUUCGCGUCUACGCCUAAUGCGGAGCAUUUCACCCCACCUUGCGGUUAUCAACCACCUCCGCUGCUAUGCAUUUUCUGCCGGUCAUUGCGGUGUGCAUUUCCGCUAUCGUGAAUAGGACCAGUGCACGUCUUUUGCGUCUGCUGUAACCGUACUUCAGCAACUCAACACACAGACGGGUUGCAGUAACCGGACUCUUAGAACUGGCCGGGGGACCGUGAUGUAUCGCCCAACGUAUUCUUUUCUGAUCCUUCGACGUGGACAUUGUCUUGAUGGAAACUUUCGCUUUCUCUU
Messenger RNA from Aspergillus homomorphus CBS 101889, 735 nucleotides. RefSeq lists its product as uncharacterized. The record is from RefSeq and is a predicted model, not a curated record. Lineage: Eukaryota; Fungi; Ascomycota; Eurotiomycetes; Eurotiales; Aspergillaceae. The transcript has 2 exons. Bases 103 to 555 code for a protein of 150 amino acids.